GAGCGGGGCGGGGGAGGGAGGAGCCAGAGCGGCCGCCGCCUCUGCCGGAGGAGCCGCGGGGCCGCCACACUCGCCCCCCGCCCCCCCGCGCUCACUCGCACUCACACCCCGGCGCUGGAGGCGGGAGGCCCGGGCCCCACCGGCCCCCCAUGGACGCCCCCGGCACGGGGCGCUAAGACCCCCCGCGUCGCUGUCCGAGCCCGGUCCAGCGCGCCACGCCGAGGGAUCUCUGGACAGGACAAGACUCUGAAGAUUCUUCAGCCCCUAACCCAGGACCCCUCCCCCCCACUGACCCAGCUUGCCCCCCCUAAUUUUCCCACCUGCUACUCCCUGGCCCCUCCCACCACCUGCCCCCUCUUUGGGGCGCAGGGCAUGGUGUGAAAGGCCAAGUGCUGAGGCGGGUACCAUGGGUGCUGUGCCCUAGGGCCUGGGUGGUGGGGGGUGGGUGGCCUGUGGGCGUGCCGGGGGGGGCAGUGUGCCCACCCCAGUCUCUUGGCGUGCUGGAGGGCAUCCUGGAUGGAAUUGAAGUGAAUGGAACAGAAGCCAAGCAAGGUGGAGUGUGGGUCAGACCCAGAGGAGAACAGUACCAGGUCACCAGAUGGAAAGCGAAAAAGAAAGAACGGCCAAUGUUCCCUGAAAACCAGCAUGUCAGGGUAUAUCCCUAGUUACCUGGACAAAGACGAACAGUGUGUCGUGUGUGGGGACAAGGCAACCGGUUAUCACUACCGCUGUAUCACUUGUGAGGGCUGCAAGGGUUUCUUUCGACGCACAAUCCAGAAGAACCUCCAUCCCACUUAUUCCUGCAAAUAUGACAGCUGCUGUGUCAUCGACAAGAUUACCCGGAAUCAGUGCCAGCUGUGCCGCUUCAAGAAGUGCAUCGCUGUGGGCAUGGCCAUGGACUUGGUUCUAGAUGAUUCAAAGCGGGUGGCCAAACGCAAGCUGAUCGAGCAGAAUCGGGAACGGCGGCGGAAAGAGGAGAUGAUACGAUCACUGCAGCAGAGACCAGAGCCCACUCCUGAAGAGUGGGACCUGAUCCAUGUUGCGACAGAGGCCCAUCGCAGCACCAAUGCCCAGGGCAGCCAUUGGAAGCAGAGACGGAAAUUCCUGCCGGAUGACAUUGGCCAGUCACCCAUCGUCUCCAUGCCGGAUGGAGACAAGGUAGACCUAGAGGCCUUCAGCGAGUUUACCAAGAUCAUCACCCCAGCCAUCACUCGUGUGGUGGACUUUGCCAAAAAACUGCCCAUGUUCUCCGAGCUGCCUUGUGAAGACCAGAUCAUCCUCCUGAAGGGGUGCUGCAUGGAGAUCAUGUCCCUUCGGGCAGCUGUCCGCUAUGACCCUGAGAGCGAUACCCUGACGCUGAGUGGGGAGAUGGCGGUUAAGCGGGAGCAGCUCAAGAAUGGUGGCCUGGGCGUAGUCUCUGACGCCAUCUUUGAACUGGGCAAGUCACUCUCUGCCUUUAACCUGGAUGACACGGAAGUGGCUCUCCUGCAGGCUGUGCUGCUAAUGUCAACAGACCGCUCCGGCCUGCUGUGUGUGGACAAGAUCGAGAAGAGUCAGGAGGCAUACCUACUGGCGUUUGAGCACUACGUCAACCACCGCAAACACAACAUUCCGCACUUCUGGCCCAAGCUGCUGAUGAAGGUGACUGACCUCCGCAUGAUCGGGGCCUGCCACGCCAGCCGCUUCCUCCACAUGAAAGUCGAGUGCCCCACCGAACUCUUCCCCCCACUCUUCCUCGAGGUCUUUGAGGAUCAGGAAGUCUAAAGCCUCAGGCGGCCAGAGGGUGUGCGGAGCUGGUGGGGAGGAGUCUGGAGAGAAGGGACAGAGCUGGGGGCUAGGGUGACCCCCCCACACCUAUUCUCUCCUUCCUCCCAUCCUUGGAUAGAUGCAGCUCCCAUACACCCCUGCACUGCCCAGAUCCCCUCAGAAUCCAGCCCUGAGACAGGGCAACAAAUGAACUUGCUAUGAAAGGACAGUGUGGAAGGCUGGGACCUAAGUCCUGUAGUUCCUAGGACCCCAUCCUCUAAGAAGGUAGGGGACAGGAGGAAGAACUUAGAGGGACAAGCCAUCUUGACUGCAGGGACAGGAGGAUGAGGGAUGGGGCAGAUGCCCUCACUCACCCCUACACACACACCAGAGAGUCCUGCCAAGUUCCUUGGCCUAGGUUUCCCUUCAGGCCACAGGUCUCUAUUUCCCCAGAUGCCUGGGUGCAAAGGACAGCUUGGCUUAGCUUGGCUCGGCUCCUCCCCUGGAGGCUAAAAAUGGUAGUCAUCCUAACUGCACUUUGGAAACCAAGCAAGGGGAGAAGAUAAAUGAAGAAAAACUAGAUGGGGGGGAGGGGGGAGACAAAAAAGAGAGUGAGAGAGACAGAGAGAGAGAGAUGAUAUUAAGUUAUUAGCUGAGGCUGGCCCGUGGGGAAGGACCACCCCCUUCCCACCCCCAUGCACUUUGAGAGCUACCCUUCCAACCCCCAGGUCAGAGAGAAAUGCCCCCAGCAGACCUCCAAGGGUAGGGCUGCUGAUCAGAGCUGUGAGUUGACACAACAGGGUCCUGGCACCCCCUUGCCUUCCUCCCACCCUUGUGCCCCUUUGGCACCCCACCCUAGUACUUCCUCUGCUCUCUGCCACUCGUGCCCGCUGAGUUCCAUCUACCUCUCACGCUGGAUGCCAGCUGGCCCCUUACCAGCCUGCCCUGCUGCCCACACAGCUCCCCUUUCAAGUGCCCAGCCCUAGGGGCCUCCCUAUCCCCCUCCUUCCACACCUUGGCACCCACACAGGAAAAACUGUGGCCCAGGCUCCUUUCCUCCUCAUAUCCUGCAGUAUUAGCUACAAUCCAGAUGCUGCUGAGUGGGGGGUGGGGUGGACAUGAACGUCUCCCAGAACUUUUACCCUUGUAGGACUCUGUCUCCCUGUUUCCUGUCUGUCUUCUGGGCUCCCUCAGCCCUCCUUCCGCCCUCCCACUCAGUGCACUAACCCAGACUCCGAGCAGGUGGGCACGCAAUGGGGGUGUUUUUACCAGUGGCACUUAGCUGGGCCCAGGGGAGGAGGUAGUUGGUGCUCCUGUUUUCUUUGAAGCUCUUUAGGCCAACCACUCUCUGCCCCUGGGAACCCUUUCCCCUCUUUUCUCUAAUUCAGGGACUUUGGCUUGAGCCACCUCCCACCCUCUGGUGCGAGAGUGUUGCGUUGGUCUGCACUUGAGUGAACUGCCCUCUUCCCCCUCCUCCCUUUGGCUACAGCCCACUCCUCAGGGGAGAGAGGGAGGGAGGAGUGGCCCUCCCAUGGGUGGGGAGGAGAGGGAGGAACAGAGCAGACCAGUGACCCCGGGCUCAGGGCUGCAUGUCGGCAGGGAUGGAUGGGUGGACACAGAUGCCCCCCGGAAGCCAUGGGGAAUGGGGCAGGGGGCAGGGGAGGGGUGCCAGGGCUUCCUGCGCUUUGCACUAUUGGGGCAAAAAUGUCUUAAGCAGUGGGGAACCUGCCACCCCGCUCUGACCCUCAGCCUGCCACAGCCCCUACACACAUACACACAAACACAGACACAGACACACACACACACACACACACAGGAAGGCAAUGCCAUGCUGUCUCCCAGGGCAGUGUCCUCUGCCACUGUUCAGGUGUUCCAACUGGGUGGAGGGCCUGGAGGAGCAUCUGCUGUCACCUGUGCAUGUGCCUGUCCCACCCCUCUGGGGCCCCUGGGCCACCUGUGCUGUCUUUGUCUCUAUCCUCUUUCUCUCUCCUGGGGUACUGAUUCCCUGUAUUCCUCCAGUCCCAUGGGUAAACCCUCUCGGCCUUUCCUCCCACACCUGGGGGCCCAGUGGAGUUCCUGAUCUGCCUGCUGUCUCCCUCCUUCCCCUGGCCCCACUCUUCCUCUCCAUUCCCAUUCUCAGCCAUAGGCACUUGGGAAUCCCCUCCCCCUCCCCAGUCACUUGAGCUGUGAUCCCCUAGCCUAGGCCCUUCCCCCUACCCUCAGUGGAGUGUAUGUGUGAGUUCCUCUGUGUGAAUGUAUGAGUGAGUACAUGUGGUAGGGAGGAGCCAGAGAGACUCAGGAGUGCCAUGCACCUGCUCUAUAGAGAGGCAGCUGUCCCAGUCCCUGCUGUGGAAGUGGGGGACAGGGCCCUCUCCUGAGGGCCAUUGGUGCUAAUGGGGGAAUGGCCUUGGCUGGGUGCUUAGCAUGCCUCCUCCAGUGUUGGCCCGGGGCACUAGGGCAGGCCAGGUGGGGCAGCAGGUGCAGUAUUGAUAGGAGGAUGGGUUGCUGGGAGAAGGUUGAGGGGGCCAGGCCAGGACAAGGGGGUGCCAGAGCCAUGACCACUACCCCGCCCCCACCACCGCCUCUCCAUCUCAGUAUUCCCCGCUCCCAUCACUUAUAACACACAUACCUCAUCCAGCCUCCUCCCUGCUCAGACUUGGGGAGGGUGGGGGAGGAGGAGCCCCUACCCCUUCCCCGGGUGGUGGGUCUAUAGGGCUGGGAGAGGGCAGGCCAGGGCCUGUGACACAUACACCGUCCAUAAGGGGGACAGUACUUCCUGCCCUAGGAACUCCUGGGUGGGGGAGGGAGACACUGCCCAGAGGCGCUACUGAAUGUAUGAGAAGCUGGUGCUGGGGUGGGGGGAGGGGGGUUGUGGCUAGAAACAGGGAAGGAGAUAGGUCCCUUCCCCAGGGAGGGGUGGGACCGGUAGGGGUGACUUGCGGGGCUCCUACUCCUAACCCACAUUGACAAUCAGUAUGUCUGUUAUGUGCGAUUUUUCACCCCGUUGUGUUUUGGGUCAGGAUUUUAAAGAAAGAUAUUUUUAUGGUAAUUGUUGCUCGUCUAUUUUACUAUAUAUUUAUGUAAUAAAUAUAUGAUGAAAAUAA
Nannospalax galili (Upper Galilee mountains blind mole rat) is the source of this 4850-nucleotide messenger RNA. RefSeq names its product thyroid hormone receptor alpha (gene Thra). Gene Ontology annotation, biological process: retinoic acid receptor signaling pathway; negative regulation of transcription by RNA polymerase II; positive regulation of transcription by RNA polymerase II. NCBI's taxonomy places the organism in Eukaryota, Metazoa, Chordata, Mammalia, Rodentia, Spalacidae. The transcript is spliced from 9 exons. The record is from RefSeq and is a predicted model, not a curated record. The coding region runs from base 532 to 1764 and encodes 410 amino acids. Gene Ontology annotation, molecular function: nuclear receptor activity; RNA polymerase II cis-regulatory region sequence-specific DNA binding; zinc ion binding.